This is a messenger RNA of Diatraea saccharalis (sugarcane borer), 668 nucleotides long. The record is from the annotation of a GenBank genome assembly. Lineage: Eukaryota; Metazoa; Arthropoda; Insecta; Lepidoptera; Crambidae.
UUAAUAAUAAAUUGGACCUGGCAACACUACUCAUGAGCCAUGAGCUGUCAUUUGAAUUCUAUGUUGUAUUUUAUUUCCAAUGAUUCUGACUCAAUAAUUACGAACCACACAAGCACUAUCUAAAAAUACAUUCAUGUAGAUAGAAAAUCUUUAUUUGUUGACCAAGAAUUACGAACCACUAUAAUGUAUAGAUGGUGGCACAGAUUUAUACGCCGUAGAACUAAACCUAUUCCAGAAGAUACAGCAAUAAUCUGGAAGCGACGACUGAGCAUUGCCUAUGGGUUAAUAGCAUGGAAUGCAUUUGGUUUACUUGUGUACAAUAUAUAUCAAGGCAAAGCAGAUUGGGCGCAUUAUUAUGGCUUAAAGUCUGAUGAAGAACGAACAACGCCGCCAGGACUAGCAUGGGCAAAUACUCUUGGUAUAAAAAAUGCUAAAGUUUAUAGGAUAUCAGGGGUGUCUAAAGUUGGCGAAUAUGAUAUUGUUGAUGGUAAAAGUGUGACAAUAAAUUCUAAUGAAGAACAACUGACACAAGAUAGUUAAGAUCCUUAAUAGCACUAGUCUGCCAAAGUAAUGAUUAUACAUACCUAGAUGUGUAAAUAUUGAAUUGAGACUAUAGAUUGUUAAAAUAUAUAUCUAUUACAGAUUGUUUGUAUUUACUUUAGGCAGUA